CCUUUUACCCUAUCUCUCCGUAUGAUUUGACUGCAGCGGAUAACUCAGGAGCUGUGAUCUCCCAUCUGAUUCUGAAGAGCAACAACUAUGAUGAGUGGGCUUGUGGUUUUCGCACAGCUCUUCGUUCAGGAAAGAAGUUCGGGUUCCUGGAUGGAACCAUACCCCAACCUGCGGCAACUUCACCAGAUCUGGAGGAUUGGUGGACUAUCAACGCUUUGAUCGUUUCAUGGACGAAGAUGACGAUUCAUCCAGAUUUGUUGACAAACAUAUCGCACCGUGAUGUAGCGAUAGAACUAUGGGAACACAUAAGGAAGAUGUUCUCGGUAUCUAAUGGGCCGAGGAAUCAGAAGAUGAAGGCUGAUUUAGCAACCUGCAAACAGAGUGGUAUGUCGGUGGAGACGUAUUAUGGGAAGCUCAACAAGAUUUGGGACAACAUAAACAACUACAGACCACACAUGUACAUGCGGUCGCUGCCAGUGUAAUCUUGAAGAACAACAGAAUAAAGACAGAGAGGAUGACAUGGUUCAUCAGUUUUUGUACGGUCUUGAUGAUACACACUUUCAUACGAUUCGAUCAAGCUUGACUUAUCGGGUACCUCUGCCAAGUCUCAAAGAAGUCUACUACAUCGUCAGACAAAAGGAAGAUGUCUUUAAAAAUCGACAUAUUGUCGAAGAUAAGCCAGAGAUCACGGCGUUUGCAGCUCAGAAGCGACUUCGUUACAAAACAGAGGAUCGAGAAAGACAGGGCCUAUGUAGGCACUGUAAUCGUGGAGGGCAUUCAUCUGAUAACUGCUUCGUCGUCAUAGGUUACCCGGAGUGGUGGGGCGAUCGGCCUAAGGGAAGGUCAAACCAACAGAUCAAUCAAAGAGGCCGCGGCAGAGCAUCAUCAAACAAUGGUGGCCAGUAUCGAGGAUCCACAACCUAUGCUAAUGCACCUCAUGAGUCUGCUAAUAGUGUCAUCACAGAGAGGGACAGAGAUGCAGUUACUGGCCUCACUGAUGAUCAAUGGAGUGGGGUCAUGAAACUAGUAAAUGCUGGGAAGAGCGUCGCUCAAGACAACACAAAGCCAUCUUCAUCUGAGACAUUAACAGAAAAUAGCUGUUAAAGAAGGAACAAUUUGUCUUGGGGGCCUGUGUUUAAAAAGGCGCUCGCCUUUUGCGCCAAGGCCCAAGGUGCACUCAGGUGACAGGCCCAUCGCCAUGGAACCCCGAGGCGAGCCUAGCUCCCCAAGGCGCUCGCCUAGGUGCGCUUUGGCCAUAAGGCGGUGGCUUCAAAGGCGAUGCAAAGGCGCGCCUUGGAGACCCUAUGUUAACCGGCACUAAACCAGGUACGAAACCAAACCCUACUUUAACUAAUUAACCAAUCUUAUAACAAAACGUCAAAAAUACUCAUCAAAACCCUAGCUCCCUCUUCAAAGUUAAAACCAAACGUCAAAAAUUCUCACAAAACAUAGAUCUCACGGCGUUUUGCUUAAGGUUAGAGUAUUAUCUACUCUUCUCUAGUCUCAUAGGUUCUUCUUCUUAUUAUUAUGACUACUUGGGUUUCUUGGUUACAGUCUAGAAUGCACUGCGAUUGCUUAUCUCUGUAAUUUUGGUGCUUCUUUUCUUUUAUACACUAAGUGAUUGACGCUUACGUAAUCGACGCUUACUAAUAUAUUGUAGCUUGAGGACUCCUGUGAUCAAGUUGAUGUAUAAUCUUUGUUUGUAACUGAAACAAAUCUAAUAUAUAUUGAAAUUCAUUUUUAACAUGUAUUUUAUUGCUCUUUAGGGUAUAGUUUGUGUUUGCAUGUUCUUUACGUUAUUGAAUGCUUUAUUUGCAUGUUCAUCAUCAUAGUAAUUUAGUUUUUGU
This is a messenger RNA of Brassica oleracea var. oleracea, 1847 nucleotides long. RefSeq lists its product as uncharacterized. Bases 520 to 1104 code for a protein of 194 amino acids. NCBI's taxonomy places the organism in Eukaryota, Viridiplantae, Streptophyta, Magnoliopsida, Brassicales, Brassicaceae. The transcript is spliced from 2 exons. The record is from RefSeq and is a predicted model, not a curated record.